Molecule: messenger RNA, 691 nt
Organism: Cyprinodon variegatus (sheepshead minnow)
Lineage: Eukaryota; Metazoa; Chordata; Actinopteri; Cyprinodontiformes; Cyprinodontidae
Source: the annotation of a RefSeq genome assembly
AUGGCACAUCCCUCCCAACUAGGCUUUCAAGAUGCAGCUUCCCCUGUAAUAGAAGAACUUCUCCACUUCCACGACCACACCCUAAUAAUUGUCUUUUUAAUUAGCACCCUGGUCCUUUACAUUAUUGUAGCUAUAGUUACCACAAAGCUUACAAAUAAAUUUAUUCUGGACUCCCAAGAAAUUGAAAUUAUCUGAACCCUUCUCCCAGCACUAAUUCUAAUUCUGAUUGCCCUCCCAUCCCUACGCAUCCUGUACCUAAUAGAUGAAAUUAAUGACCCCCACCUAACAAUUAAAGCCAUAGGACACCAAUGGUACUGAAGCUAUGAAUAUACUGACUACGAAGACCUGGGAUUUGACUCGUAUAUAAUCCCCACGCAAGACCUUACUCCCGGCCAAUUCCGGCUUCUAGAAACAGACCACCGAAUGGUAAUCCCUGUAGAGUCCCCAGUUCGAGUCCUAGUCUCUGCCGACGACGUUCUCCACUCAUGAGCCGUCCCAAGCUUAGGAAUUAAAAUAGACGCAGUCCCCGGCCGUCUAAACCAAACAGCCUUCAUUACCUCUCGCCCAGGGGUUUUCUACGGCCAAUGCUCAGAAAUCUGUGGUGCAAAUCACAGUUUUAUGCCUAUCGUUGUUGAAGCCGUUCCUCUUGAACAUUUCGAAAAUUGAUCCUCCCUAAUACUUGAAGACGCCU